AUGGCUCAGAAAUCGAUGAAAGUGCUUGCUGCACGGAAUCAAGGCCACCUGCAACGCCUCCGCCUCAUCACUGCCAUCACACACGGCAUUUUCUUCAUCGCACGACUCCUCUUCCACCGGAAAGCCUUCUUCGCAUCACCGAUUCGCUCCACGCUGCCUUACAUCCUCCUCUCGAUCCCGGCUAUUGCCGUCCAACUGUUCUUCGAGUCCGUAUCAAGACCACGACAUGCUCCGGAUGGCCGAGUGGUCCGGGCAGGCGAAGACCUCGAUCAGAAAGGAUUGACCGAGUAUGGCUGGGACAUCAUUUACUGGACCGACCUUUGUGUCGUCCUGGCAGGGCUUUUUGGGAACAAUGCGUUUUGGCUGUGGAUUGCCGUUCCGAUCUACCUCGGCGGUGUGUUGGUUCGUUUUGGGGGGAAGAUGAUGGGAUGGUUCUGA
Molecule: messenger RNA, 438 nt
Organism: Eremomyces bilateralis CBS 781.70
Lineage: Eukaryota; Fungi; Ascomycota; Dothideomycetes; Eremomycetales; Eremomycetaceae
Exons: 2
Coding region: 1-438 (145 amino acids)
Biological process (GO): vacuolar protein processing
Cellular component (GO): intracellular membrane-bounded organelle
Source: RefSeq, a predicted model, not a curated record